Messenger RNA from Lotus japonicus, 963 nucleotides. RefSeq lists its product as uncharacterized. The transcript has 3 exons. The coding region runs from base 50 to 883 and encodes 277 amino acids. The record is from RefSeq and is a predicted model, not a curated record. NCBI's taxonomy places the organism in Eukaryota, Viridiplantae, Streptophyta, Magnoliopsida, Fabales, Fabaceae.
CCACUCCUUAUUUCCUUCACCAUCUCAUCUCUCACACAUACUCAGUGUGAUGAAUCAAAUCAAACCAAUGGCGAUGGAGCCGUGGCACAACCUUGCUGGAAAAGUGGUGUUAGUCACCGGCGCUUCCUCCGGCCUCGGCCGUGAAUUCUGCCUUGACCUCGCUCAAGCCGGUUGUCGCGUCAUUGUUGCAGCUCGCAGGACCGAGCUGCUCCAAUCCCUCUGCAACAAAAUCAACAAUGGUGGCAGCGUCCUUCGCGCCGUCGCGGUGAUGCUCGACGUCUCAGCGGACGGCGCCACCAUCGACAAGUCCGUGCAGAAGGCGUGGGAAGCUUUCGGCCAUAUUGAUGUGUUGAUCAACAACGCCGGUGUUAGAGGCAAUGUGAAAUCAGCUUUAGAAUUGAGUGAGGAGGAAUGGAAUCAAGAGUUGAGAACGAACAUAACUGGUACAUGGUUGGUGUCAAAGUCGGUGUGCAAACGCAUGCGAGAUGCUUGCAGGGCAGGAUCAGUGAUCAAUAUUUCAUCAAUUGGUGGUUUAAAUCGGGGACAAUUGCCUGGAGGUGUUGCAUAUUCUGCUUCCAAGGUGGGCGUCAACAUGUUAACAAAGGUCAUGGCAUUGGAAUUGGGAGCACAUAGAAUCAGAGUGAACUCCAUAUCACCUGGGCUGUUCAAAUCUGAAAUCACAGAAAAAUUAAUGGAGAAAGAUUGGUUGAAUAAUGUGGCCAUCAAAACAGUGCCCUUGAAAAAAUUUGGCACUCCGAAUCCAGCAUUAACAUCCAUUAUUCGUUACUUAAUUCAUGAUUCUUCAGAAUAUGUUUCAGGAAAUGUUUUUAUUGCGGACGCUGGUGCCACCUUACCAGGUCUUCCUAUUUUUUCCUCAUUAUGAAUGAUGGAUGUAUGAUAUCAAUUUUUGCAGGAAUGUUUUCUUAUAGAGUAAAUUACAAUAUCAGAUAUUUAUUUUGUCUA